AUGUCUGAUCCGGAGCCUUCUGUGGCGGCCUCGUCCUCCCCGCCAUCAGCCCAGGCGUCCGAUUCUGCUGCUGCCGCCGCCCUCAACUACGCCUUUCUCGUGCACUCGCAGAAGACUCUGACCCAGAACCUUCCUCCACGCGUGGAUAAUAAGCUGCUGGCUCGGCAGAAGCGUCGUCGGACGAGUCCCGAGGACCAUGCCAUUCUCGAGGCCGAGUAUCAACGCAAUCCCAAACCCGACAAGGCGGCCCGUGCCGAUAUAGUCAGUCGCGUGUCGUUGGGAGAAAAAGAGGUCCAGAUAUGGUUCCAGAAUCGGCGGCAGAACGAUCGUCGGAAGUCCAAACCGCUCCAGCCUCAUGAACUCGUUGCCCCGCGGUCCGCCGACACGUCGAAGCAGAGUGGUAGUGAUGAUAAUCUCCCGACGGAACUGGAGUCUUCCAGCGGAGCGGAGCAGGAUGAGGGGAACAGUCAGGAUACCAAUUCCCCCGACCACGCGUCUUUCGAGUCAGACGGAGUACAUGAGGAUAAGGACGGGUUUGUACAGCAAUCUUCGCAGGCAAGUGCUGCGUCGACGGAGGCUGUGGAGAGUAGUCAACCUGCACCAGAAGAGUCUAGGCCGGAGCCGGAGCCCGUGCAGGACCCUGAAGUCGUUGAUGAGUCCCAACAGGGCUCGGCUAAAAGAAAGCGAUCUGUUUCCGACCUGCGGGAAGCCCGACCCAUCGUGCAGCAGGCGACAACACCCAAUGGGAUUCAGACAAUGAAGUCGCCGCCAUCUCUGCGAAUAUCACUAUCGUUUGACGGGGAGGCAAUGGUCAGAAAGGAAGGCGAGUUGACCCCCUCGCCGCCAAAGGGACGCAACGCACUCCGGAUUGCCAUGUCGUCGGACGGAAAGGCAGUCAUUCGUGCGGAAGGAGAACCCUCCCCGUCCAAAAACCGGAUUUCUAUGUUUUCGACGCGCAAGUCUCGUCUGGGGGGACUCCGAAGAAGCAACAGCGCGGUUGUGCUAGGGACCCCGCGUGGCUCCAUCGAGAAAGAGAGGCUAUUCGGGAGGUCUCGCGACCCGAGAAACUGGGAGUCCUUUGUCGAUACCGACGCACGGAGCGCCUUGUCGACGCCGACGAGCUCACAGAGCAACCCGCAUUCUGGAUCCCCCGCGCUGUUCCGCUCCAGCAGUCAGCGCUCGCUGACGCGAAGCUUGUCCGCAAGACACUCGAACAACCUGGCAGCUGCUUCAGCCGAUUACAUGAAUACCCCCGUUCCCCAGCCGUCGAGAGAGAAGCGGCGGAAGAUCUCUCGCACCGUUUCUUCUCUCGGUCGUCUGGAGUCCAGCAUGAGCGCCCCCAACAAGUCGCUAUACACAUCCAAAACACCCAAGACGCCAGCCCACGGCGCCAAAGACGAUUUGGACGGCGGUGAUUCCGACAAGGAGAACUGGAUACCAGGAACCCGGGUGACGCAUGCGCGUCGGCGGCCCACCACGCACCAACAGUUCCAACGAUCCGUUCUCCGCGAAUCCAACGGUCGCGAUGGCCGAUUGACCAAAGGCUUAUCCGCUGGCGGUAAACAGUCUCGGAAAGCUAGCGGCGGUAACAGCAAGACGGCGCCCCCGGUAGAUGCCGAGGUGUCGGCUUUUAUGUCCGGCGGAGGCAGCGCCAGUCAAGAGGAAGACCUCGAUUGCAUACAAGGCCUGCUAUCUCUGAGCCAAGGAGCCUGGAGAUAG
This is a messenger RNA of Aspergillus terreus NIH2624, 1719 nucleotides long. RefSeq names its product homeobox domain-containing protein. The record is from RefSeq and is a predicted model, not a curated record. The transcript has 3 exons. Gene Ontology annotation, biological process: cell differentiation; regulation of transcription by RNA polymerase II. Bases 1 to 1719 code for a protein of 572 amino acids. Gene Ontology annotation, molecular function: DNA-binding transcription factor activity, RNA polymerase II-specific; RNA polymerase II cis-regulatory region sequence-specific DNA binding. NCBI's taxonomy places the organism in Eukaryota, Fungi, Ascomycota, Eurotiomycetes, Eurotiales, Aspergillaceae.